GGACCCAGCUGCGGGAUCUACUCUUUUUGAGAGAGAGAGAGCAGUGUUGUUAGAAUCGCCUGACUUUGCCUUGAGAAAAUCGGCAACUGACGUGAGGCAGCCGGUCGUGGGUUUCAUUUUUCAACUCCUGCUUUUCAGUCUCGAGAUUCAACCGAGUCUUCCCUGUCGUUCGCAGCCGUCAGCAGUUGCUGGUCGUCGAUCGGCGCCGGACGACCCAUCGCCGAGAUCUGUUGGUUAGAGGGCUCGACGGUCAAGGCCUGAGUGUGAUAUCUCGCCUUUUAUCUCUCCCCUCCCGGAUGCUAUUUCACAUUGGCCACCGGAAAAGAAGGGAGGGAGAAUAAUGGUGGUUUUCUGAGAAACCAGGUUGAGGAUUUCCAGGUGAGAACUGUAAAGAAAAGGGGUUGGAAGAUGAAGGAGAAUUGGGAGAAAAUUUGUGAUCUUGAAAGAAGAAAAAAAUAAUUUCGAGGAUCUACCACUGAUAUUUGAUGCUGGAGAAAGUGAGAUCUUGCCUUCAGCGAUGGACCUUAGAGAGCUCUUUCCCUGUUCAGAAGAGAAUGGGACCAGUGGGUUCCCAGCUGCAAAUUUUCAGGGCAGCUGGAUUCCAGAAACGCCGCUGAGACCUAUCCCGGCAAGGCGGCAGAUGGAUGAAGGUGAUGGCCAACUUCUCUGGCUCAGAAGAUUGGGAAUUUCUGCUACCCUUCACAAUCAGAGAGUCUUUGAGCAGAAUGCUGGUUCUGCAGAGCCUUCUUCUUCAGUGUCUACAAUAACAAGCCACUGGGACGGAGUUCAAGCUCUCAGUCUUCCAGCCGAGGAUGGUGCCAAUUGGCAGAGGCAGGUUUAUGGAAAUGCAGCCGCAGUAGGGCUUGGAUGGGGCUCUCAUGGAGCCAGUGAUGCUUAUAGCUUCACUAACUCAGGGUCCAUUCCGGGGAAUGUCUUGCAGUCUUCAUUUCCUGCAGUGUACCACCCUCAAAAUAGCAAUGGUUGGCACCAGAAUGAUUUCCAGCAUCUGUUUCUCAACGCGCCCCCUUCACCGACCAGUGGUUUGGGCCAGCAUACAUACGGCCUUGAGACCAGUGGGAGGAGCAAUGUCGAGACAUCGCAGAUAAACCAAUAUGGGUUUCCUUUUCCUUACAGAGCAACAACAUAUAGCAUCCAAUCACCUCCGUUCAAGGUGGCUCCUAAUUCAAGCACAAGCGAAGCAUUUUCUGGUCCUGUAGCCCCUGUGACACCGGAGAAGACUAUAGAGAAAGAGAAGGUAGUCGACAGCAGCAAAGUGGCACCUGCUGAUAUAUCUAAAUACAGUGAUCUUUUUACAGAUGAGAGGGUUCAUCAGGAAAGGCAGAAGGAUAGUCCAAUACCACCACCAAAGGUUUGCAAUGACAACCAAAAUGAAAGUGCUGUCAUUGAAAGUCUCAAGUCUCAUGUUGAUUCCCAAGAAAGCGUCACCCAUUCACCUGUGAGGGAGAGCAUUGAGUAUGGGAAGGCUGAUGCUGAUGGCAUAGACCUGAAUAAGACACCAAGGCAGAAACCCAAGAGAAAGAAGAUAAGACCUAAGGUGGUCAGGGAGGGCAAGCCCAAGAGGACGCCAAAGAAAGUGGAAGUGAAGCAGACGCCAGAGGGAACACCAGUAGAAAGCAAAGGGCGCUUGUCUACAGGUGGAAGGACAAGAAAGCCCCGAACUUCCAACUCCACAGAUGCAAGAGAAUCUGAUAGUUUGCAAAUUGAUGCUACCAGAAUUGCGUCCUGCAAAAGAUCACUGAAUUUUGAUUUUGUUGCUCAAACACUUAACGGUCAAGCCUGCCUGCAGCCAGAAGCCGGUAAAUUUGGUCCAUUGCAUCAACAUCCUGUAGAAGAAGAAAAAGUGACUGCAGAGGAGUUCACAGAACCUGCCACUUUUGAUCUCAACCAUUCCUUGAAUCAUGUACCAGAAUCACAACCUACACAACCCGAGAACCCUUGCACACCUGCUCUAAAGAGAAAAGCCUCAUCAAUAGGCUGUGUGGAUAACAUAGCUCAAAAGAAAAACAAUACGGUGAAUCUAGGGAUUAAGGAAAAUCAUCAAGAGAUUUUGUCAACUAUGAUGCACAAUCACAUCCCUACAAGCAUGACGGGGUACAAUCUCUUUCAUGUCUACAAUGCCGUUCAGAUGAAUGAAAGAAUGACGUCAACCACAUCAGAGAACAGCAGAUGCUCUGCUAAUGUGGAGACUAACCUCCAAGGACCACUAGCGGAUGUUGGACCUGAAGCUAGCCACAGGUCGUCCACAGGCCUAAUUCAGACACAUCUCAAGCAUGGAGGUGCUCUUCUGGAGUUCCUUCGGCAGCAUAUGAGGCAGACUCAUGCAAAUUUUGACAGUACUAGGAACCAGAACAUAGAAAUGAGGUCUCAUGAGCUCCAUCCAUAUUGGUCAUCUACCAGCAUCGUCCAAGAGCCUUGUGGUAGAAAAGCAGAAGGAUAUAGAGUUGUGAACACAAAUCAUCCGACAGUAAGCAACUGCGAGCAAGCGUUGGUCUCGCAAGAUAGUAAUAAAGAGGAAAAGCAAAAGGUAACAGAAGCAAACAAAUGCAUCCAUGAUGAGAACUCUUCCCCGGGAAGCAUGAAGCAGCAAAAUGAUGCAAAACAGAACCAUCAUGUUCAAAAUGUGUUGGAAUGCAAUAAUGUGUUUGGCCAGGUUGAAGGGAAGAGAGAACAAAGUUUGAAGAAAGAACCCAAUCACAUCCGUCCACAUUGCACUCUUUACUUUUCCAGCGCAACACCAAGCGGUUGCACACUAGAAUACAAUGAUUGCAGGCCCAACGCCUACCCAGAAGACCUGCUAGCAGCAAGCACUCCUGCCGAAAAGCCAAGAAACAAGCGUAUAAGGAAACGGUCUUCUCCUGCCAUGACGUCUGCACCUUCCAUUACUCUGGGUGAACAUGAAACUUGCACUCAUCAUGGUCAAGGUUCCCAAGCAGUAUCAACCAGUCAUCACAUCAGUAAACCUGGGAAUUUGGCAAUGUUUACAACGCAAUUUGUUAAUGACUGCCACAGUAGCAGUAACUUGCAAGACAAAUUGCUUAAAAGUUCUCCACCACAAGCAAUCCCCAGUACAGAUCCUUUAGAUCAAAUUACUCAGAGGUUGAAACGCCUUGAUAUUAGCAAAAAAGAUGCGAACUGGUCAGCAACGGUUCGAGAUGCAAGAGAUCAGAAUGCAAUUGUGCCCUACGUUGAUGGAACCAUGGUCCCCUACGUUGGAAGCUUUGAACCUGUAAGGAGACGGCGUUCACGACCAAAAGUAGACCUGGACUUAGAAACAAAUAGAGUAUGGAACCUUCUGAUGGGAAGUGCAACCAGUGGAGGAAUAGAUGGAACAGAUGCUGAAAAAGCAAAAUGGUGGGAGGAAGAAAGGAAAGUGUUUCGUGGACGGGUAGAUUCAUUUAUAGCUCGAAUGCAUCUCAUACAAGGUGACAGGCGUUUUUCCCAGUGGAAAGGAUCAGUAGUGGACUCAGUUGUUGGCGUCUUUCUGACUCAAAAUGUCUCUGAUCAUCUCUCAAGCUCUGCCUUCAUGGCAAUGGCAGCACACUUCCCAAAGAAGGAAGCGACUAACUGUGCAACUCUCGACAGAAAAGAUAUUACAGUGCCUGCUUGUGUGGAAGACCUUUUCCCCAGAGAUUUGCAUGACAUAAACACAUGCAUGGAUAAACCUCCCUCCAUAGAGAAUGUUGAACCUGGUUCCACUUCCCUGAUGAUCCAAGACUCUAAAUAUAAAGGAUCAACUUCUCCGGCGAAUGUUGAACCUGAUUCCACUUCGUUGAUGAUCCGAGACUCUAAAUGUAAAGGAUCAACUUCUCUGGAUACAAGCAAUAAAAGUGAAUCUUGUGGAAGUACUGCACCAUACAAAAAAGAAGUGGACACCAACAUCAUAAAUCUUACUAGUGGAAAAGUACUUCAGGGUUCAUAUAACAAUGCAAAGUUUCGUCAAUCUGUUUCAGAAAGUAGGGGAAGAACAAUAGGACAUGAAGAUGGGAAUUUACAAUCUUUCUCUGCAAUUUCCUCUCACAACUCAACUGACUUUACUAUCCAGGCUACUGACCAGAUCUCAUCAAGUCCAGAGUCUAUUGCUUUUUCUGAGGAGUUUAUCAACAAAGGUCAACAAGUUGCUUUUCACCAGCCAUCCUUCUCGGAGCUUUUAAGCAUGGCUGAAUCGCCUAUGUUCAAGGAUUUGUAUUCAACAGGGGGUUUUAACUUGUUGCGUGAAGAUAACAUUGGUAAAGCAUGUGACCAUCUGCAGCAAGAAAACUGGAGAACUGAUGUUGGCAAGGGUGCAAGUUCAGGUUCUUCUGUUGAAACAGGCAAUAACCCUGUCGUACAUAAAAUUGCCAACAGUUUGUUGCCAGAAGCGACAUCCUGCAUCACAACACUAGGCACCAGAAUGCUCCCGCAUGGAAGCAAAACAGAUUUUCCAGUUGAAAGAUGUCAUGCUCUGGAGCCAACUAAACCAAAUGAAUUAUGGGAAUCAAACUGCAUAGCAGAACUUUCAAGUUUGAAUUCCUCAAGCAAAGCAAAAGAAGCAGCAGAUACGCAUUCCUUAGAGCACAAAGUACCAGCGAAUAGCCAAAGACCAAUGGGUAAACAGGUGGAGGUGAGUUAUCAGGGCAAGACCAUCGGAAAUGGAAACAAGUCUACAACAAAACCUUUGAGAUCAAACAAAGGAAAGGGUGAAGCACUCGGGAGAAAGGAGAAAUGGGAACCAUUACGGCAGCAGGUACUGAAGGAACUUGGUACUCAAGAGAGAAGCCCCAACAGAAAUGAUUCACUGGACUGGGAAGCAGUGAGGCGGGCUGAUGUGAAUGAAAUAGCUCAAACAAUUAAGGAACGAGGAAUGAACAACAUGCUGGCGAAACGAAUACGGGCCUUUCUGGAUAGAUUGGUUGAAGAUCAUGGCAGCAUAGACCUCGAAUGGCUCAGAAAUGUUCCUCCUGAUAAAUCAAAGGAUUUCUUGCUGAGCAUAAAUGGCUUAGGACUCAAAAGUGUUGAGUGUGUGCGCCUGCUGACGCUUCACCAUCUUGCAUUCCCUGUUGACACAAAUGUUGGUCGAAUAAGCGUGCGACUUGGAUGGGUACCACUACAACCACUACCAGAGUCACUUCAGCUGCAUCUUUUGGAACUGUAUCCCAUCCUGGAAACCAUUCAGAAAUAUCUCUGGCCAAGGCUGUGCAAGCUGGAUCAGCGAACAUUGUAUGAACUCCAUUAUCAGCUAAUAACAUUUGGAAAGGUCUUUUGUACAAAAAGCAGACCAAACUGUAAUGCUUGCCCUAUGAGAGGAGAGUGCAAACAUUUUGCAAGUGCAUUUGCAAGUGCACGGCUUGCCCUCCCAGCACCAGAGGAAAGAAGUAUAGUAAGUGCAGCUAUACCUGCAAUGGCUGACCGGGAAAGAGACAAGGUUGCCUUCCAGCCACUGCCUUCCCCAUUGGAACUAUUUCCAUCAAUUGAGUUUCCACCAAAUCAAAAGUAUACUAGCAUCAAUACAUGUGAACCAAUCAUUGAAGAACCAGCAACACCAGAACCAGAAUUUGUUGAAAGCUCUGAAAGUGCUAUUGAGGACUUUUAUUAUGAUGAUCCUGAUGAGAUUCCCACCAUCAAACUCAACCUCGAUGAGCUUACAUCAAAUAUAAAAACCUAUAUGCAAAACAAGAACAUGGAACUCCAAGAAUCAGAUAUGUCAAAGGCGUUGGUUGUUUUGACACCUGAGGCUGCUUCGAUCCCAACACCCAAGCUGAAGAAUGUGAGCAGGCUUCGAACAGAGCACCAAGUCUAUGAACUUCCAGAUGAUCAUCCACUUAUUGAAGGGUUGGACAAACGAGAACCAGAUGAUCCAUGCUUUUAUCUUCUUGCUAUAUGGACUCCAGGCGAGACUGCAGAAUCAAUUGACCUGCCAAGCACAUGCUGUGAAUUCCAAUCUUCAGGGGGGCUGUGUGAUAAGGAGACAUGCUUUUCAUGCAAUGCUAUUCGUGAGGCAAACUCACAAACAGUGAGAGGCACAUUGUUGAUUCCAUGUAGAACUGCAAUGAGAGGAAGUUUUCCACUCAAUGGUACCUACUUUCAAGUGAAUGAGGUUUUUGCAGACCAUGAGUCUAGUUUAAACCCCAUUGGUGUGCCAAGGAAACUCAUAUGGAAUCUACCAAGGAGGACUGUCUAUUUUGGAACAUCAGUAACAACAAUUUUUAGAGGUAUGACAACCGAGAGAAUUCAGCAGUGCUUCUGGAGAGGAUUUGUAUGUGUAAGAGGAUUUGACCAGAAAACUCGGGCACCACGUCCUCUAAUGGCCAGGCUACAUUUUCCAGCAAGUAAGCAAACCAGAAACAAAAAAGCAACAGCGAAAGAUUUGAAUGAGUAAAUAGCAACAAGGAAAUCGGCUGACAUAUGAACAACCUUUGCCAUAUUAACAAGCAUCUCCGGCGAAGGAAGCUGUCAUUUUACAACGAAGUUCAUUAAAGGGUUCUCCAAGAGCCCAAUUUGUCUUACCCAUUCAAGCACCUGCCGUGGAACAUUUGAUUUGUAUAUUAUUUAUUUUUCCAUCAUACGCUCUGUAACGAGCCAUUUAUAGUCCAAUCAGUGGAUGGGUUAGAAUGGUUUCUUUUUCUCUUUCGAUGAUGAGAAAACCUGGCAGGUUAGAUACCUCUUUAGGUGAGUUAGCAGGCAGUUAACAAUCACAUUGGAGUAUACCUCAAUUGAUGACAUUGUCAAAGCAUCAUCAUUUGUAUAAGCAGAACAAUAAAUCAAAUCACGUUCUAGCA
This is a messenger RNA of Nymphaea colorata (pocket water lily), 6776 nucleotides long. RefSeq lists its product as uncharacterized. The transcript is spliced from 20 exons. The record is from RefSeq and is a predicted model, not a curated record. Gene Ontology annotation, molecular function: 4 iron, 4 sulfur cluster binding; DNA N-glycosylase activity; DNA demethylase activity. The coding region runs from base 518 to 6376 and encodes 1952 amino acids. Lineage: Eukaryota; Viridiplantae; Streptophyta; Magnoliopsida; Nymphaeales; Nymphaeaceae. Gene Ontology annotation, biological process: base-excision repair.